UGAGAAAUCCAAGGUCAUCACCACCUUCUUCCUCCUCUUCAUUUGCCAUCUUUAGUACCACCUCGCCUUCCCAAUCCAAUCUCGCCGCCCAUUAAGGCCCGAGAGCCCCCAUUCCGCCAGAUCCAUGACGGUCUCGUCGCCGUCGGCGGAGGAGCCGUUCCGGGUGUUCGUCGGCUACGACCCGCGGGAGGACGAGGCGUACGAGGUGUGCCGCCGCAGCCUGCUCCGCCACGCCUCCAUCCCCGUCGACGUCCGCCCCAUCCGGCAGCCGGAUCUCCGCGCGGCGGGGCUCUACUGGCGGGAGCGGGGGCCCACCGAGAGCACCGAGUUCUCCUUCACCCGCUUCCUCACACCCUACCUCGCCGGCUACCGCGGCUGGGCGCUCUUCGUCGACUGCGACUUCCUCUACCUCGCCGACAUCGCCGGCCUCCUCGCCUGCCUCCCCUCCUCCGACCCCGACCACCGCCUCGCCGUCGCCUGCGUCAAGCACGAGUACGCCCCCGCCGAGGCGACCAAGAUGGACGGCGCCAUCCAGACCGUGUACCCGCGCAAGAACUGGUCGUCCAUGGUGCUCUACAACUGCGGCCACCCCAAGAACGUCGCCGCGCUCACCCCGGACGCCGUCAGCACCCAGACCGGCGCCUUCCUCCACCGAUUCGCCUGGCUCGAUGACGACGAGAUCGGCGAGAUCCCCUUCGCCUGGAACUUCCUCGUCGGCCACAACAAGGUCGACCCCGCCGACCCGUCCACGCAGCCCAAGGCCAUCCACUACACCUCCGGCGGGCCGUGGUUCGAGAGGUACAGGAACUGCGACUUCGCCGAGCUCUGGAUCAAGGAGGCCGACGAGCUCAAGGCCGACAAGGAGAAGCAGAAGCAGCAGCAGAUCGUCAUGGCCAACGGCGAGAAGGAGAAAGACGAGGAGGGGAAUUGAAUCGAAUCCAAUUGAAUUCAUUGUGCCGCAUUGCGUUGCAAUUUUGCAUCGAAUUGGUUCAAAUCUGUUGUUUAUUGGGUUGGGGUUGGGUGGUAGGCUAUGAGUGGAUAGCUCUAGUAUUGGUAGUAGUACGCUUUUGUGUAGCGGCAAAUCAAUCUAUCUAUGAGUCCUCAAUGUUCAGGAAUUUUAAUUCUUUUGGCCUUUGAUCAAUUGACCAUGUACCUGUUUUUGCUGUUUCUGAAUACUGAUCAUACUGGCUAGCCUUCUCUAAUGCUGGAAUUGAGAAA
Molecule: messenger RNA, 1218 nt
Organism: Oryza sativa Japonica Group (Japanese rice)
Lineage: Eukaryota; Viridiplantae; Streptophyta; Magnoliopsida; Poales; Poaceae
Source: RefSeq, a predicted model, not a curated record